AAAAGCCGAGGACCAGCGAGCCGCUCCGGCCUCGCCAGGCUAGUGCAGCCCGCUAAUCGGCUGCUAGUCAGUGCGUGGUCUGCAUUGUAGACUGGAGCCGGCUAGCUGCCGUUUGCUAACGAAUGGCCCCAUCACCUACUAAACGCAGGGAGCGUUCAGAAGAUAAAGCUAGAGAGAGGGGUAAAGAAAAGGCUGUGGCAAAGGAAGGUGCUGAGAAGGAGAGGGGAAGGGACAAGAAUCGUAAACGCCGCAGUAACUCUACUGGGAGCAGCAGCAGCAGAUCUAGAUCCAGUUCCAGCUCAAGUAGCAGUUCUGGUUCCAGCUCUGGUUCCUCCAGUGGCUCCAGCUCCUCUUCAGGCUCUAGCCGGUCUGGGUCCUCCAGCUCUUCCCGCUCCUCCAGCUCCUCUGGCUCCUCAGGGUCACCCAGCCCCAGCCCCAACCGCCGCCGGCAUGACAAUCGCAGACGCUCCCGUUCAAAGUCCAAAUCGCAGAAAAGGGGUGACGACAAAGAACGGAAGAGGAGGAGCCCUAGCCCUAAACCUACCAAACUUCACGUAGGAAGACUGACUAGGAAUGUCACAAAGGAUCACAUUCAAGAGAUAUUCUCUACGUAUGGCAAGAUCAAGAUGAUUGACAUGCCGUCAGACCGUUUUCAUCCAAACCUAUCGAGGGGCUACGCUUAUGUCGAGUAUGAGACCCCAGAGGAAGCGCAGAAGGCUCUAAAACACAUGGAUGGAGGUCAGAUAGAUGGUCAGGAAAUCACAGCGACAGCUGUCCUGACUCCAAGGGUACGACCUGCCCCCCGCAGACUGUCUCCUCCACGCAGGAUGCCCCCUCCUCCCCCAAUGUGGCGUCGUACUCCUCCUCGCAUGAGGAGAAGGUCUCGGUCACCGCGGCGCCGCUCCCCGGUGCGACGGCGCUCUCGAUCCAGGUCUGCGGGGCGCAGACGCCAUCGCUCGCGCUCCAGCUCCAACUCCUCACGAUAGGGAGGUUGUCCCUGAGCUCUACAACGCUUUUAGUACCUUCAGGUCUUGGUGGAGGCCUGGUGGACACUUCGGGCUGUAGUCUGAAAGGACAGAAACUUAACUUUUGUUUUGAUUCAUAUUCAUAAAAGCAGCAUUUUCUUCUUUUCUCAGGAUUUUGUUUGUACCUAAAAGCCCAAGUCAUCACAUUUUUGUGCCCUCUCUAGAGAAAGCGUGUGUAGAUGUUUCUUCUCCUCUGGGAGUUUUGUAUGCUGUAAGGCAGUGGUCACUAGCCCAUUCCUGGAGAACUACCUUCUUGCAGAGUCUGGUUCUGACUCCGAUCUGCCGCCUGCUCCAGCUAAUUAAUUAGUCCAGGAGUCCUUGAUUGGCUGGAUCAGAUGCAUUAGUGUUUGGGUAUGGGAGAGCAGGAAAGUAGAUGUCCAGGAGGGUCGGCGGCCACUGGUGUAUGAAACUUUGCCUUUUGAGAAAACUCGGCUGUUAAACGCGGCUGCUUCAAUAUUUUAUACCUUUGUUUUUACGUAAUUACCGAACUGAAAACUUGUCUGUGUUUUGGAUCAAUAAAGUGCCCGUUUCUUUACGAA
This is a messenger RNA of Pygocentrus nattereri (red-bellied piranha), 1564 nucleotides long. Its product is annotated as RNA-binding protein with serine-rich domain 1. The transcript has 7 exons. Gene Ontology annotation, biological process: mRNA splicing, via spliceosome. Gene Ontology annotation, molecular function: RNA binding. Lineage: Eukaryota; Metazoa; Chordata; Actinopteri; Characiformes; Serrasalmidae. The record is from RefSeq and is a predicted model, not a curated record. The coding region runs from base 123 to 986 and encodes 287 amino acids. Gene Ontology annotation, cellular component: ASAP complex; cytoplasm; nucleoplasm.